This is a messenger RNA of Acanthoscelides obtectus, 933 nucleotides long. The record is from the annotation of a GenBank genome assembly. Lineage: Eukaryota; Metazoa; Arthropoda; Insecta; Coleoptera; Chrysomelidae.
AUGAAACCAUCUAAACUGCAAGAUCAUCUGAGAAGAUGUCACCCUGAUAAAACAGAGAAAGAUUUGACAUACUUUCAAACACUCAAAGAUAAAUUUCAGAAGAGACCUACACUGGACAGAAUGUUCGCUUCGACGUCACAAAGUAAUGAUUAUGGUUUGCGGGCGUCUUACAAUAUCUCGUUACUUAUAGCAAAAUCCGGAAAACCGCAUACUAUCGGAGAGAAGUUAAUUUUGCCAGCCGUUGAAGAGGUUUUAAAAACUGUUUUGCACAAACCUGCAUCUGAUAUCAUUAAAAGAAUUCCCUUAAGGAACAAUACUGUUGAAAGACGUAUUGAUGAAAUGAGUUCUGAUAUUGAAAGCUUCUUAUGUAAUUAUUUGCAAACGACCCAUUUCUCUAUACAACUGGACGAGUCAACUUUACCUGAUAAUGCAGCAUUAUUAUUGGCAUAUGUUCGUUUUAUUAUGAAUCAAGAAAUCUACGAAGAACUGCUCUUCGCAAGAACUUUGAUAACCGACAUUAAAGAUUUUGAAUCUAGGUUUGAGGAUAUUUUGACUAUGGUAAUACCACCGUGGAUAAUUCAUCCAUUUGGUGACAUAGAAGAAACGAAUGUGAUAAUACAAGAGGAACUGACUGAACUAAGUACAAACGAAGAACUUAAGGUUCAGUUUAAAAACGGAUAUCAGCAAUUCUGGCUGCAAAACAACAUACCCGUUACUUAUCCCAUAUUAUGGAAUAUAGCGAGGAAAUUUUUAAUUUCCUUUCCAUCGUCAUACCUAGUGGAAAGGGGGUUCAGCGCUGUUACCAAUCUCCUAACGAAAAAAAGAAACAGACUGGGCAUCAUUAGCCGAGGAGAUUUAAGAUUAACCCUUACAAAAUUGACGCCAAAUGUUGAUAAUUUAUUAUUAAAGCAUCAGGUUCAUCCUUCUCACUAA